UUAUUGCCACUAUUGCAGAGUUUAAAAUCAAGUAGCAUUCUUCUGCGCACUUCAGUGGCUGUGUGCGAUUCAUCAGAACCAGAACCGUACAAUCUAACUAACAUGGCUGGGCUAGAUUCAACACCAAAGCCUGAUCCGACACCAAAAGUCCUUUACACCAAGCUUUUCAUCGACAAUGAGUUUGUCGAUGCUGAAGGGGGGAAGACAUUUCCUACCAUAAAUCCUUCGACUGGAACAAAAAUCAUUGACAUUUCUGAAGCUAGUCCGGCCGAUGUUGACAAAGCAGUCGCCGCAGCGAAGAGAGCUUUCGCCAGAGGGUCACCAUGGAGAUUAACGAGCGGUGCGCAAAGAGCGGCAAUGAUGCACAAGCUUGCUGAUCUUAUCGUGCAACACCAGGACGAAAUAGCGAGUUUGGAGUCAUUGGACAAUGGAAAACCUUUCGCAAAUGCUUACGGCGAGGUCCUCAACGCUGCAGAACUUAUACGUUAUUACGCCGGUUGGGCAGAUAAAGUUCAUGGCCUAACUGUUCCCUCGGAUGACGGUUCAUUCUGCUUGACCAGAAAGGAGCCGAUCGGCGUAGUCGGCCAAAUCACUCCAUGGAACUAUCCCAUGGUUAUGGUGGCAUUGAAAUUGGCGCCCGCAUUAGCAGCUGGUUGCACAUGUGUUUUUAAACCAGCCGAACAGACGUCUUUGACUGCUCUGAGGGUAGCUAGUUUCGUUAAGGAAGCUGGAUUUCCGCCCGGUGUUAUCAACUUUGUACCUGGUUUCGGACAAACUGGAGCUGCACUUACCGCGCACAAGGAUGUGGCGAAAAUCAGUUUUACCGGAUCUACGGAGGUCGGACAUCUGAUAUUGAAGGCUGCUGGAGAGUCAAAUUUGAAACGUGUAACACUCGAGCUCGGAGGAAAAAGUCCACUCGUCAUUUUCAACGAUGCUGAUCUGGAUUUAGCCGCACAACACGCUCACGAAGGUCUCUUCCACAAUGCUGGUCAAACCUGUUGUGCGCCAACUCGUGUCUUCGUACAGUCCAAAGUUUACGAUGAGUUCGUAAAGAAAGCCGUUGCUCUGGCUUUGGAAAAGAAAGUUGGAGAUCCUUUCGUUCCUGGAGUCAACCAGGGUCCCCAGAUCGACACGGAAACCUUUGACAAGAUCCUUGGUUUGAUCGAAUCCGGAAAGAAAGAAGGUGCGAAGCUGGAGACUGGUGGAAAACGUUUGGGAAAAGCCGGCUACUUCGUUGAACCAACAGUAUUUUCGAACGUCACCGACAAUAUGCAAAUUGCAAAGGAAGAGAUUUUCGGGCCAGUGCAAUCCAUUUUCAAAUUUGAGACUCUGGAGGAGGUCAUCGAAAGAUCAAAUGACACCCAUUACGGAUUGGCGGCCGGUGUCUUCACCAAAAACAUCGACCUCGCUUUAGAAUACGCGAAAGCUGUGGAGGCCGGUUCCGUCUGGAUAAACCAAUGGAGUUCUAUUAAUUUCCAAACGCCGUUCGGUGGGUUCAAAGAGUCCGGCAUUGGGCGAGAAAUGGGCGAAGAGUCGAUGAAUCAUUACUUCGAGACUAAAAGCAUUUCGAUAAGAUUACCGACAAGAAGUUAAUGAGUCAUCGGGCGAAACUACUUGCGUACGUCAAAUUUCGGCACAUUUCAUGUAUUUCAAUAUGUAUCGAAAAAAAAUAUGCUGUUUCAUUCUAUGCUUAUCCGAUAACCGUACGUACUUCUGAUAAAUCCUGCUUCUUGAACAAUUUA
Molecule: messenger RNA, 1742 nt
Organism: Athalia rosae (coleseed sawfly)
Lineage: Eukaryota; Metazoa; Arthropoda; Insecta; Hymenoptera; Athaliidae
Product: aldehyde dehydrogenase-like
Exons: 11
Coding region: 103-1593 (496 amino acids)
Molecular function (GO): aldehyde dehydrogenase (NAD+) activity
Source: RefSeq, a predicted model, not a curated record